CAUUGGUCCUUAUUUUCAUAUGUCUUUUUUUCUGCUUGUAGCAGUACAUGGUAACUCUGUCACCUUCUGGCCAUCCCAAUAAUGAAAACGGAAGCUAAGGAUGGAGAAGAGGAAAGCCUGCAGACAGCAUUCAAAAAGCUAAGAGUUGACACAGCUGGAUCUACUGCUUCUCUCUCUGUGGGUGAAGGGACAAGUCCAAGAGCACUAGUUAGAACAGUGGCAGAUGAAACCAAACCUAAGAAUAUGUGUACUUCUAAGGAAACCUGGCAUGGGUCUAUGAAGAAGCCUUCAAGAGGAGUUGUGAGAACCCAGCGUCGCAGGCGUUCCAAGUCUCCAAUUCUUCAUCCUCCAAAGUUUAUCCAUUGCAGCACAAAAUCACAUUCCACGUGCAGCCAGCUAGCACACAAGAGCCAGAUUGAUGCCCAGGACGACAGCAGUGGGUUUGGGAUGCCAGUCCCACAGGAAGCUUGUGCACAGGAACGAUGCGGUGUUGCUCCUGACGUUGGCCGGAAGGGAGCUGAUGUGGAGUCUUUGGGAGCUUCUGUUACACAGUCGGCGUCAGAGAACAGACAGGAGAACUCUCCAGCUGCCGUUUCUCUAGUAUCCAAAGCAUGCCUAAAGACUAGGGAGCUUUCUGACUUUCAAUCUGUGUCCAAGCUGAACACGAAUAAGCCGUGUACGUGUGCAGAUAAAGCCUGUCAGUGUAAACGAUGGCAAGAUAUGGAAGUGUACAAAUUCUCUGGCUUGCAGAACACCCUCCCGUUGGCACCUGAUAGAAGAACAAUUUCUGAGGAUCACUCCCAGUCUUUGCCAUCAAGAACUCCCUCAAGUUCUCCACGCUCUUGCUCUGAGCAAGCCAGGGCCUUUGUGGAUGAUGUGACUAUUGAAGAUCUUUCGGGAUACAUGGAAUAUUACUUGUAUAUUCCAAAGAAAAUGUCUCACAUGGCAGAAAUGAUGUACACCUGACAGCAACGAGCACUAAAACCAGAAGGGUGCGUGGUUUAAAUCUGCCCUCCAUCACACUCAUGUGAGAUGCACCCCACUCCCUGCUCACUGUGCUUGCAAUAAAAACACUUCUUUGCAUCUUA
Molecule: messenger RNA, 1088 nt
Organism: Aptenodytes forsteri (emperor penguin)
Lineage: Eukaryota; Metazoa; Chordata; Aves; Sphenisciformes; Spheniscidae
Product: oxidative stress-responsive serine-rich protein 1
Exons: 3
Coding region: 82-966 (294 amino acids)
Biological process (GO): cellular response to hydrogen peroxide
Source: RefSeq, a predicted model, not a curated record